CCGAAAGGACGUCCCACCCCCGAAUAUACCCGAUCAUCCCCGAACGUCGCGAGUGAAUCUCGAACGGUGUUUACGUUCCAAUUUCGUGAUUUGUGACUCUUUUUUGGUGCCCAGGAAUUUUGCACUGCAGUUCACAGCCGAUGAGAAUUGCAAUGUAAUGGCCGAGAUAAAGCUGGGAACACACAUAGCGCAGGCGGGCGGCGUCAUGUAACUCUGUAAUAUGAAUCUAAGUAACUUCGUCGUGUACAUCACUAGCCUGCUGUGGCUGAACCUCACUGAUGCUAAGAUUGGAUAUUUCUGGCACAUCACAGAUCUUCAUUAUGACCCGUUUCACAACUCCCCGGAGCUCCAUAGAGGCUGUCGACACAACAGAGGGAACAGCGAGCACAGUCACCGCAACGGCAGACAUCGAGACCACACGUGCGAUAGCUCGUGGCCUCUGAUACAGAGUGCCGCCGCCCUCAUGGCGGAGAGGCACCCUGAUACCUUGGAGUUCGUGCUUUGGACUGGGGACAUCCUCUCGUCUUCAAUGGAGCACCUCAGCGAGGAUAUAAAGCUGGAAGCCGUGAGGAACGUCACAGACAUUCUGAGCAGGACAUUCAGCAGUCAGUUUGUAUUCCCAGCACUGGGACACAACGAUCCUGUACCUUCUAAGAGACUGGUCGACAUGUGGAUGCAGUGGUUGCCCACGGAGGCACUACAGACUUUUGAAACUAGUGGAUAUUACACAAUAGAGCAGUCCCACAGUAGGUUGAGGAUCGUGGUACUGAACAGCGUGUUAUGGUCUGGUGGAGCCGCCAGGACUGACGGUCCCCACAGGAGCAGACAGCAAUGGGAGUGGUUGGAACAGGUCCUCAGUAAAGCUAGGAGAAGAAAUGAAAUGGUCUACCUAGUAGCUCAUGCUGGACCAGGAGUGGAAGAACGGCAUAAUGCCGGCAGUUCUUCGGCAGCUGGUGGUGGGGAACUGACUCCUACUGCCAACGCGAGGCUGGUGCAUGUCAUCAGAGCGUUCAGCGAUGUGAUCGCUGGGCAGUUCUAUGGUCACCGACACGCUGAUACUUUCAGACUUAUUUAUAGUGAAGGGCGACCAGUGUCUUGGGCGUUGUUGGCUCCAUCAGUCACUCCCAGAGGCGCUGGCAGCACUUCAAAUCCGGGACUAAGACUUUAUAAAUUCGACUCUAAUACCGGAAAGGUUUUGGAUUACACACAGUAUUACUUAGAUGUAAAUAACAUUAGAGGGGAGGCCCACUGGGCGAUAGAGUACAACCUAACUCAAUACUAUGGACUGAGAGAAGUGAGCCCGGCUUCACUCGACGCUUUGGCGGAGAGGAUACGCAAUCAUCAUGACAGGAGUGUGUUUGCUAAGUACUUAACAGCACUCCGCGUCCGUCAUGCAGCAGACGUAGCAGAGUGCGACUCAGCGUGCGUACACGUCCACUUCUGUGCGAUAACCCGCGCCGACUACCACGAGUUUCGCGCCUGCGUCCGCAACCCGGCGUCGGCGCUAGCGUCGCGCGCCGCGCACAACUCCGCCGCCAUCUUACUAUACGCCAUCUUGAUUUUACUAAAGUCGUAAUAUUGUGACGCGUACAAGCUUCUGUGUUUCCCAAAUGGCCUUUUGUCUGCAGUAGUGUCAAUGUUUAAUUUUAAAUUCCUUAAACCUACAGUAACAGAUAUAAAUUGUAAAUAAUGUUUAAUCAUUGUCUCUUAUUAAUUUAUCUCACAAACAUUAGUUCGAGUAAAAAUAUUUAUGACAAACUUCUCAUUAAUCAUAACAGUCAUUUUCCUUAAUCAUUUUACUUUGAAAGUGACAAGAUUAAUUGGAAAACUUAGGUGGAGGUUAUCAUUAUUUGUUUCACCUGAAAUCAUUGUUUUCUGAUCAUUGUAAAAUACAUUAAUGAACGCUUUAAUUUUAAAGUAAAAUGGAUUAUAAAUCAUAAUUAUUGAGUGUAAUUAGAAAUUGUUUAUUGUGAUCUUCGUCGCUAAUUUGAUUGUGAUAAUUAACAUUUUUGUAUAUAAUGAUAAGUGAACUGAAUCAGUGUAAGUAAA
Messenger RNA from Helicoverpa zea (corn earworm), 2049 nucleotides. RefSeq names its product acid sphingomyelinase-like phosphodiesterase 3a. Lineage: Eukaryota; Metazoa; Arthropoda; Insecta; Lepidoptera; Noctuidae. The record is from RefSeq and is a predicted model, not a curated record. The transcript has 10 exons. Bases 221 to 1576 code for a protein of 451 amino acids.